CACCGCUCGCUCCCACCUUCCCUCCCUACCACCUGCCAUCCUCGCGCAAUGCUCACCCUCCCAUUGAUCAUCAAUAAAGUGCUCUCCACACCCAUUCGCUCAGUGGUCCCAACCUUGUCUGACUGCCAUGACUCACAGCAAGGAACAACCCGCCUCCACGAAACGAAACGACGCUGUGCAGCCUGCCCGCCGGCACAUUAGCGGCUCCCGCUUGAUCCGCUCGACCCGCUCGACCCUUGACCUAAUCGCGCACCCACGACGAUGCGCAGCCUAUUAUUUGUGCGCCUUCUCAUCAUCACCUUGAGCGUGUCUCUUCUUCGCCACCCACUCGUCCUUCCCACCCGCCAUGCUCGCAACACCAGUCAGACGCUUUGGCGCCAGCGCAACGCGCAGCCUGGCCACACCAGCCGCCGCACCAAAGCACCACCGCAUCGUCGUCGUAGGCGCUGGCGCUGCAGGGUCCUCUGCUGCUCAUCAACUGCUGGCCUCCAAGCUCGUAGGUAGUGGGGAGAUUGCUGUAGUCGAGCCAUCGCAGCACCAUCACUACCAGCCGGGAUGGACGCUCGUCGGCGCUGGAAUCAGGAAAAAGACAGACCUGCGCAGGCCCGUGGCGGAUAUUCUGGACAAGCGACUCACACACUACACGUCUGCCGUGCAGACUUUCGAGCCGGAGCGUAACGUGGUCAAUCUGGGGGACAGAUCCCUCUCUUAUGAUCAGCUCAUCGUCUGCCCGGGGAUCGAGAUCAAGAUCGACGCCGUCAAGGGGUUGAGGGACGCGCUGACCGACGAGCGAACACCUGUUGGGACCAUCUACAAAUACGCCUUCUGCGACAAGACGUGGGACAUGGCCGACGCCUUCCGCGGUGGCAAGGCCAUCUUCACCCAGCCAGCCGGAGUAGUCAAAUGCGCCGGUGCCCCGCAAAAGAUCAUGUGGCUCUCCUGGGACCUAUGGCGCAAACGUGGCCUCCUCGACAAGACGGAGAUCACCUUUGCUACUGGCCUCCAAGCCAUGUUCGGCGUACCACGCUACAAUGAGACCCUCGAGCGCCUCCGCAAGGAGCGUAACAUCCCCGCUCGAUACGGCCAUAAUCUCACUGCAGUCGAGGGAAGCGAAGCCGUCUUCGACGCUCCGAACAAUGAGCAGGUCCGACUUCCCUUCGACAUGCUGCACGUCACCCCUCCCAUGGGUCCCUACGACUUUGUAAAGAAGAGCGCCCUAGCCAACGAGGCCGGAUUCGUAGACGUUGACGAUGCGACUUUGCAGCACAAGAAGUUCCCCAAUGUCUGGUCAUUGGGCGAUGCGAGUAGCUUGCCGACCAGCAAGACCGCUGCGGCUGUUACGGCUGAGAGUCAGGUGCUGGUCACAAACGUGAUCAAUGCCAUGCAGGGCAAGGAGCCGGGGGCCAUGUACAAUGGGUACACGAGCUGCCCGAUUCCUACGGAUCAUGGGCAUCUCUUGCUCGCUGAGUUCCUCUACGGGGGCAAACCAAAGGAGACGUUCGGCAAGUUCAUCAAUCAAGCCGAGCCCAAGUCGUACUUCCUGCCCAUGAAGACGCGCUUCUUCCCCUGGGUCUACUUCAAGAGCAUGGUCAAGGGGACGUGGGCUGGUCCGCAGGGCUGGAAGGCUAGGCCUGCCGCCGCUACGAUUGCAGACCAGGCGGCCGCUACCGUGUCUCCCGCCAAGUAAGGCGGCGCAGCGACGUUCUGGCGACGUGCGCGAUGUUCUCGCGACGCUCUCACCACUCUUGUAUGACGAUGACUUGACGAGCUGUACGAUCUCCCAAAAGCGAAAGGCAAACGCAAUGACAUGCCAGUCUGCUCGCGCGCAAAGCUAGGAUGAUAUUGCCACG
This is a messenger RNA of Jaminaea rosea, 1850 nucleotides long. Its product is annotated as FAD/NAD(P)-binding domain-containing protein. The record is from RefSeq and is a predicted model, not a curated record. The transcript is spliced from 3 exons. Gene Ontology annotation, molecular function: sulfide:quinone oxidoreductase activity; FAD binding. Lineage: Eukaryota; Fungi; Basidiomycota; Exobasidiomycetes; Microstromatales. Bases 347 to 1687 code for a protein of 446 amino acids. Gene Ontology annotation, cellular component: mitochondrion.